This is a messenger RNA of Zalophus californianus (California sea lion), 2608 nucleotides long. RefSeq names its product SPT7 like, STAGA complex subunit gamma (gene SUPT7L). The record is from RefSeq and is a predicted model, not a curated record. Gene Ontology annotation, cellular component: SAGA complex. NCBI's taxonomy places the organism in Eukaryota, Metazoa, Chordata, Mammalia, Carnivora, Otariidae. Bases 976 to 2214 code for a protein of 412 amino acids. The transcript is spliced from 5 exons. Gene Ontology annotation, molecular function: protein heterodimerization activity; transcription coactivator activity.
CCUUCGUUGAUCCGUUUCUUUGUUCCUUUUGUUUUUUUCCGAAACCAAUUAUUGAGACUGCACAGUGUAGUGGUUAGGAGUACAGACUCUGGAGCCUGGCUGUCUUGAUUUUCUCCCUCCCUCAUUUGUGACAUUGGGCAAGACAGUGGGCCUCAGCUUCCUCAUCUAAAAAAUGGGGUAUUUGGGGAAAUUGAAUUAAACAAUAAAGGCAAAGCCUGGCACAUAGUAAGCACUCAAUAAAUGCCAGACACACUGUGUGCCAGACAUGGUACAAAGAUCAUGGUUUUGGGGGGUUGAUUGGGAGAAUAAACUCGAUUGAGAUAAGUCCUAGUUUAAAUCCAGGUAUAAACGCUGUGGUGGAGACAUGGGAAGUGUUAUGAGAAUAUAAUGAAGGAAGAUUUACUGGGGAGGUGAUGGAGACUGGUGACUUAAACUAUUCUUAAGAGUGAAUACAAGUCUACCAGGGAUGUGGUGGGCAGCUGGGCAUUUCUGGCAGAGAUCACAACUUAAAGGGUCAACUGGAAAUACAUGACAUUCUCAAGAAACUGAGUAGUAUGAUAUUGUUAGAACUAGGGUGGUGAUUUCCUCCUGGAAGCUCCCUCUCUGUGCUUCCACUGCACCAUGUCUGUGUCUCUAGAACAGCCCUUACUGCAUGCUUUCAUACUGAAAUGCGGUUUAUAUUUCUCUCCCUCACCUCAGGUCAGGGAUCUUGCAGUGGUCUUUGUCUCUUUCUGUAAUGCCUGGCAUUUGAAGAGACAUAUGGGCAAUGAACCUGGAAAGGGAGAAUGUCUUCGGUCCUACAGUGUUGAUGACACUGACAUUUUCUGAGUGGUCUUGGACAGCCUACUUUUUAUGUAAAUAACUGGCUAGACUUCAUAUUUUUCACUAGAGAAGUCUUUAACCUACAGAUUUAAAAACACUGCUUUUAGGUUACUACUAUUUUUAACUUGAAAGUUCUGCCUUUCUUAUUCCAAAAUGUUGAGAUACUGGGGAGAGAUACCAAUCUCAUCAAGCCAGACCAACAGAAGUUCCUUUGAUUUGCUCCCACGGGAGUUCCGUCUCGUAGAAGUCCAUGACCCACCCCUGCACCAACCCUCAGCCAACAAGCCCAAGCCCCCCACAAUGUUGGACAUCCCCUCAGAGCCGUGCAGCCUCACCAUCCAUACUAUCCAGCUGAUCCAGCACAACCGACGUCUGCGCAAUCUCAUAGCCACCGCUCAGGCCCAGAGUCAGCAACAGACAGAAGGUGUAAAGACUGAAGAGAGUGAACCUCUUCCCUCUUGCCCGGGGUCACCUCCUCUUCCUGAUGACCUCCUGCCUUUAGACUGUAAGAAUCCCAAUGCACCAUUCCAGAUCCGGCACAGUGACCCAGAGAGUGACUUUUAUCGCGGGAAGGGGGAACCUGUGACUGAACUCAGCUGGCACUCCUGCCGGCAGCUCCUCUACCAGGCAGUGGCCACAAUCCUGGCCCACGCGGGCUUUGAGUGUGCUAACGAAAGUGUCCUGGAGACCCUCACUGAUGUGGCACAUGAGUAUUGCCUUAAAUUCACCAAGUUGCUGCGCUUCACUGUGGAUCGAGAAGCCCGGCUCGGGCAGACUCCUUUCCCUGACGUUAUGGAGCAGGUAUUCCACGAGGUGGGCAUCGGCAGCGUGCUCUCCCUCCAGAAGUUCUGGCAGCACCGCAUCAAGGACUAUCACAGUUACAUGCUACAGAUUAGUAAGCAACUCUCUGAGGAGUAUGAAAGGAUUGUCAAUCCUGAGAAGGCCACAGAGGACACUAAACCUGUAAAGAUCAAGGAAGAACCUGUGAGCGACAUCACCUUCCCUGUCAGUGAGGAACUGGAGGCUGACCUUGCUUCUGGAGACCAGUCACUGCCCAUGGGGGUCCUCGGGGCUCAGAGUGAGCGCUUUCCAUCUAACCUGGAGGUUGAGGCUUCGCCACAGGCUUCAAGCACGGAGGUAAAUGCUUCCCCUCUUUGGAAUCUGGCCCAUGUGAAAAUGGAGCCUCAAGAGAGUGAAGAAGGCAAUGUCUCUGGGCAUGGCGUGCUGGGCAGUGAUGUCUUCGAGGAGCCCAUGUCCGGGAUGAGUGAAGCUGGGAUCCCCCAGAGCCCUGAUGACUCAGACAGCAGCUAUGGUUCCCACUCCACAGAUAGCCUCAUGGGAUCCUCCCCUGUUUUCAACCAGCGCUGCAAGAAGAGGAUGAGGAAAAUAUAAAAGGAAAAGGGGAGACUUUCUCUCCAGACCUGCAAAACCCACCAGAAAACCUUGGUGUGUUCAAAUUUGUUUCCAUAAAAGGUGAUUUGACUCAGUAAACAAGUGGAUUUUCCUGAUUUCAUUGGAGCUGGAUUUAGCCAAACAAGUUUGCAUUUUACUUUUACAGCUAGUUUUUGUACUUUUCUACAACGAAGCCACCUUUCACAGACAGUUCACAAUACUGGGAUGGUAAUUGGGAGACCAAAGCACUGUCCCUGACUGAUGUUUUUACCUUUGCACAACUAAGAAUCAUACGGCUUGGCUCAUAUCGCAGGGAUGUUGUACAGAUUGAGAUUCUUAUCAAACCUCAAAGCUAUGCUUGAAAAGACUCACAAGUAAAUAUAUGCUGAUAUUA